Molecule: messenger RNA, 1434 nt
Organism: Symbiodinium necroappetens
Lineage: Eukaryota; Dinophyceae; Suessiales; Symbiodiniaceae
Source: the annotation of a GenBank genome assembly
AUGAAGACCUUGCCUAAUUUCGACAGCAUCCGCAUGGCGCAGCUUCAGGCGAUGCUGGCCCGUCUUGCGCAGUUGUCCAGCAUCCCUGCGAACCAAGCUUCUACACUGCUGGAAGCCUGGAACACCGGGCCAUGGACGGCAGAAGAGUCCAAGAGGUUCACGGAUGCUGUGAGUGCGGCAGUGGCAGCCAGCACGCAAGGCACACCCAAGAAGGGGAAACGACCCAACCAGAACAUUCGCGAUUUCCAGCCCUUUCUUUCAACUCGUGAUGCGCAUGUGCUGAGAGGCGAGGCCAGCAUGUCAGUGAAGAUGGACGUCUUGGCAACCCGAUGCGUCAGGUUGAAGUUGACCUUGCCAUCUGAGAACGGCAUCAAGAUGAUUGUGGCAAGUGGGCUCUCCUGGUCAAAUGCUGUGUCAGACGCCGACCGUUACAUGAACGUGCUGGAAUUCCGGCGCCUCUUGCACUCCAAGCGGAAGCCGGUGCCCAAAGCAGGGUUGCACUUGACCGAAUACCCUGGUCAUCCUCGAGAGCUGCCUCAGGAGCUGUUCUUGCAGGCGUACGACAAAGAUGAUCCGCCUGCGGCAGAUGAGGCAGCAUCUCCCCUGCGCGUCCAGGAAGAAGUGGAUGGGAUUGCAGUGAGAGGAACUUCCAAGAAAGUUCGCCAUCUCUUCAACACCGGAGGCACAAGUUCGGCUUUGGUUCCCCAAGGGGCGCCAUGUUUGCAAGCUUGGGCCCAAGCAGCUCCCCAGGCAGUUCCAAACAACCAAGCACAGACUAUGCUGGCCAUGAUGCAAAUGGUGAUGCAGCAGUCAAUGCAGGGGCAGCGCAACUUCACGCCGGCUGUGCCAGGCCUCACGAUCUUCGAGCCAAAGCAGCAGGCAGCACAGCAGCAGCGUGUGGCCCAUGAUGACGUGCAGAAUACGCCAGAGAAGCAGCCACAUGUUGCGCAGACCACCCCACACAAGCACAUGGAGCAGAGCCAGAACCUCUUCCAGACUGAGCUGGAGGAUCCGCCGGCUUUGGAUGAUGGAACUAACACGCAGGACGACGAGGCCGUUCUCAAGCAGGCAGCCAUGAUCUCCGACGCCAUCGACAAGAGAGGUGGCCGCACCGACAAGACAUCAGACAAGUGGCAUGCGGCCAAGGGCAAAGGGAAGGGCAGAGGGCGGGGCAAAGGCAAGGGCAAGGGCAAAGCUAAGGCCAAAGCUCAGCCCAAGGCCAAAGCUCAUCCCAAGCCCAAGGCCAAAGCUCCUCCCAAGCCCAAGGCCAAUGCUCAGGCCAAAUCUCAGACCAUGAAGCGGCCCGCUGCAGCCGGCACUCGAGAGUUCUACCGGCAGAUGAGUAUGAGCAAGCGCAAGCAGCUGCGGCCUCACGGUUGCCAGAAGUGCAGAAGCAAGCCUGGCUGCACCCCGAGUUGCUUUGCCGACGUGUGA